Leptosia nina is the source of this 1311-nucleotide messenger RNA. Lineage: Eukaryota; Metazoa; Arthropoda; Insecta; Lepidoptera; Pieridae. The record is from the annotation of a GenBank genome assembly.
AUGCGUGUAAACUUACGAAAAUUUAUUAUCAUCGGUGUCUGUUUAAUAUGUGCUUGGCUUUUGUUUUCAUAUUCAUCGCACUUUCUUGUUCCUAACGUAAACAAUAAAAACACACUAAAAGAACUGGAAACUAGGCUAGACAAGUUAAAAGAACAGUUGGACAAUGAUAUAAGUGAGAGUAACAAUUUAUUGAAUCGUAUGAAACAUCAUCUCAAGAGGCGAAAUGAAAAAAUAUCCAAGGAAAAUCUAGAAAAUAGCAUAGACUUUAAAAAUUUCCAUCCCAUCCUUCCCGUACUAGUGAUAGCGUGCGACAGGAUAACGGUGAAGCGGUGUCUGGACAACUUAGUCAAAUUCCGACCGGACAAGGAGACGUUCCCGAUUAUAGUCAGUCAGGAUUGCGGGCACAAUGCAACGUACCACGUGAUCAAGGCAUUCACCGACGCAGACCCGACGAUAAGCGUGGUACAGCAGCCUGACCUCUCGGAGAUCCCUCUGACCCGAGCCAAGGUCAAGUUCAAGGGCUAUUACAAGAUCGCGCGCCACUACCGCUUCGCGUUGAACCACGUUUUCAGGACCCUGGGUCACGAGGCAGUCAUCAUUGUUGAAGAUGACUUGGAUAUAUCUCCAGACUUUUUUGAAUAUUUUCUCGGGACGUAUCCGCUGUUGCUGAGGGAUCCAAGUAUAUGGUGUAUAUCAGCGUGGAACGACAACGGCAAGAAGGAAUUGAUAGACCUGACCCGACCAGACCUCCUCCACAGGACUGACUUCUUCCCGGGUCUGGGGUGGGUCUUACGCAGCGAGACCUGGGACCAAUUGGAGCCAAAAUGGCCGGAAGCAUUUUUUGACGACUGGCUACGAGAUCCAGAAAACACACAAGGUCGAGCAUGCAUCAGACCAGAGAUUUCCAGAACUUAUUCGUUUGGAAAGGUGGGCGUGAGCAAAGGUCUUUUCUUCGACCUUCACCUGCGCUACAUGCAGCUCAACAUGAAGUUUGUGGAAUUCACCAAGUUGAACCUCACCUAUCUUAUAAAGGAUGCGUACGACGAUAACUUCACGUCGCUGGUGUAUUCUCUCCCGGAGUCCUCCGCCGAGGACGUGGUGGCGGGGUACGGCAGUGGUCCGGUCCGGGUGCUGUACUCUAAUGCCAAGAGCUACCAGCGCGCAGCCAAGAAGCUGGGGCUCAUGGACGAUUUCAGAAGUGGCAUACCACGGACAGCAUAUCGCGGUGUAGUGACGUGUUUCAUAAAAGGCCGUCGGGUCUACCUUGCCCCCAGCUAUGAAUGGAAUAAGUAUGAUCCCCAUUGGGGGUAA